Molecule: messenger RNA, 1008 nt
Organism: Penicillium argentinense
Lineage: Eukaryota; Fungi; Ascomycota; Eurotiomycetes; Eurotiales; Aspergillaceae
Product: U2-type spliceosomal complex subunit CWC24
Exons: 2
Coding region: 1-1008 (335 amino acids)
Biological process (GO): snoRNA splicing
Cellular component (GO): U2-type spliceosomal complex
Molecular function (GO): metal ion binding
Source: RefSeq, a predicted model, not a curated record
AUGGCCGAAGAUUCCGUCGCAGAACCUGUCCUCCAGUUCGGCUUCAAGAAGCGCUCCAAAGCCAAGGCCAACUUUCGCAAGAAGCCCGCCACUCCACCUCCGGCCUCCGAUGACGACUCUGGCUUUACCUCCUCAGACGAUGACGAGGGACAUCGCAUUAAGAGACGCCGGAAGAAUGUCGCUGUUUCCGCAUCCUCCACUGCCAAUGCCCCCCGAAAAGAUCCCGAGGCCGACCAAACGUCGAACGCCGCGCCCGUGCGCUUGACCUCGAGCAACGAUGCAACCAAAUCCGCCAACUGGUACGAUGAAGAUCUCAACGCAAAGAACCUGCUAGGGUCAACACGAUCGCGCGCGGGUAAAGAGAAUACUUCCAAUGAGCCAGUCGUCGACGGAACAUAUAAGGGUUCUGCCAACUACCAGUCCUUCAUUCAGAAGAACCCCGAUGCGCCGGGCAAAAAGUUCGGUCCGAUGAAGGCACCCACGAAUGUGCGCACAGUCACCACGAUGGAUUUCGCCCCGGAUGUUUGCAAGGACUACAAGCAGACUGGAUUCUGUGGUUUCGGCGAUUCUUGCAAGUUCUUGCAUGCUCGUGAAGAUUACAAACAAGGAUGGGAGCUGGAUCGUGACUGGGAGUCUGGGACUGGCAAGAAUCAGAACGGAAAGGUCGUUUCCCAACGGAAAGGCGCUGGCAUGGCCGACGAGGAGGACGAGGAUGAGGACGAUGCAUUGCUCGAAAGCAUCCCUUUCGCUUGCAUCAUCUGUAAGAAAUCCUACAACAAUCCCAUCAUGACCAAAUGCGGUCACUAUUUCUGCGAAUCCUGCGCUCUGCAGCGGUAUCGCAAGAACCCAAAAUGCGCAGCUUGUGGCGCCGGGACUGGUGGUGUCUUCAACACGGCAAAGAAGCUCAACGCUUUGCUGGACAAGAAACGCGAGCGCGCGCGGAAGCUACGUGAAAAGGCAAUCGCGGAAGGCAAGGAUGUUCCCGACGAAGAGGAGGGUGGUGAAUGA